Molecule: messenger RNA, 4826 nt
Organism: Anolis sagrei ordinatus
Lineage: Eukaryota; Metazoa; Chordata; Lepidosauria; Squamata; Anolidae
Gene: CCNY
Product: cyclin Y
Biological process (GO): regulation of cyclin-dependent protein serine/threonine kinase activity; regulation of canonical Wnt signaling pathway
Cellular component (GO): plasma membrane; cytoplasmic cyclin-dependent protein kinase holoenzyme complex
Molecular function (GO): cyclin-dependent protein serine/threonine kinase activator activity; protein kinase binding
Source: RefSeq, a predicted model, not a curated record
AGAAGCCGCCGCCGCCGCCGCCCUCCUCUUCCUUCUCCUUGCCUGCUUCUUGCCUCCUUCCCGCGGCGGGCCAUGGCUCCCCGCCGCCGGGGCUGAGCUCUCCUCCUCCUCCUCGUCCUCUCCCUGCCUUCCCUCCGGCUCCCCUCCGGCCAUGGGCAACACGGCCUCGUGCUGCGUCUCGUCCAGCCCCAAGCUGCGGAGGAAUGCCCACGCCCGGCUCGAGUCCUACCGGGCGGACGGCGCCGCGGGGUCCGAGCUCAGCCGCGAGGACACCGGCUGCAACCUCCAGCACAUCAGCGACCGGGAGAACAUCGACGAUCUGAACAUGGAGUUUAACCCUUCAGAUCAUCCAAGGGCCAGCACAAUAUUCCUCAGCAAAUCACAAACAGAUGUGAGAGAAAAACGGAAGAGUCUCUAUGUAAACCACCAUCCUCCUGGUGAAUUGAGAAGGAAAUACAGUUCCUGUUCCACUAUUUUCCUGGAUGACAGCACAGUCAGUCAGCCCAACCUCAAAUAUACAAUUAAAUGUGUAGCUCUUGCAAUAUAUUACCACAUCAAAAACAGGGACACAGAUGGAAGGAUGCUACUAGAUAUUUUUGAUGAAAACCUCCACCCCCUAUCGAAAUCCGAAGUGCCGCCAGAUUAUGACAAACAUGACCCAGAGCAAAAACAGAUCUAUCGCUUUGUCCGGACAUUGUUCAGCGCUGCUCAACUGACUGCCGAAUGUGCCAUUGUCACCCUGGUAUAUCUUGAAAGACUAUUAACUUACGCAGAAAUAGAUAUUUGUCCAGCAAACUGGAAGCGAAUAGUGCUGGGUGCGAUUCUACUGGCGUCAAAAGUUUGGGAUGACCAGGCCGUGUGGAAUGUGGACUACUGUCAGAUCCUGAAAGAUAUCACAGUUGAGGACAUGAAUGAGUUGGAACGACAGUUUCUUGAGUUGCUGCAGUUCAACAUCAACGUUCCUUCCAGUGUUUAUGCCAAGUAUUAUUUUGAUUUGCGGUCCCUGGCUGAAGCAAACAACUUGAGCUUUCCACUGGAGCCCCUCAGCAGGGAAAGGGCAUGUAAACUUGAGGCCAUCUCUCGCUUGUGUGAAGACAAGUAUAAGGACUUCAGGAAAUCUGCAAAGAAGCGUUCAGUCAGUUCGGACAAUCUAACUGUAGUUAGAUGGUCACCUGCUAUUAUCUCCUAACAGUGAAGUCCGGGAUAUUCCUCCGACAGUACUGUUUCUAUCACCAACUUUGGGCGGAAGGGGUGUUUUGGUCCUUCUUCUUUCUUUGUUCUUGGCUUUUCUUAUUUUUUGAUCCGCCUUUACAGUGCCUCCCCCGAUGAGUAGCACACAAGAAUAAAUAUAAGGAUUGGAGAGGAAGAGCAGUACCUUGGAAGCAAACCAGUUUUGUUACUUACUACAGAUCCUGUCCUUUUACAUAAAGAAGUAAAUGCAAGACAAGAAGGCGAGAAAGGUGUCAUUUUGAAAAGAGAGAGAAAGAUUGUCGGCAGUCAGAGUGCCAUGAAAACAACAACAACAACAAGAUAAACUUGGAAGAAGUACCACAAGAAGUUGGAAGUGAUUCAUGUUUCCUUUGGUAUCUUCUAUUGUUUUACUACACAUUUUUUAUUUGCAUUCCUUCUUAGUUGCUUUCCUUGAUUCUAAAAGCAACCGCUGUGAAGGAGGCAGGAUCUACAGUAGCACAACAAAAGCCUAUGGACUGGACAACAUUGUUUGGUUUCUUCUUUCCUCUCCCACCCAACACACUGCGCUUUUUUUCAUAAGCUGUUUAAUGAGUUUUCCCUCUAAUAAUUAUGCGUAUUUUGUUUCUUGUAUGCCUUUGUUGUAUUUUUGAAAACAACAUUUGACUUGAUUUAUAGUGCUGAACCAAAAGUAUACAAAAAAAGAGAUCAGGUGAUCGUUUGUAACUUCAUUUUCUUCUUUCCCCCCCUUAUUUAUAUAGCAACCAGGUACAUGGUGCUUCCUGAUGCGUCAUGAAUACUGUCUGUUUCAUAGUAAAUGUGGCUGCAUGUGCCUUCCUACAUUCUUUGGGAUAGUUUAUUUUUCCUUACUAUAAAAGUUAAUGAUUGUUGGAAGGAUACAGAUAAUAGUAAAACUGGGCCCUAGAAAGUUACAUUUGCAUUGGAUGUGGUAGUCCUUUUCGCAGGAUUUCCAUAGCAUGUAGAGAUUUGGCAGAGUUUAAGUACGAGAGAUGGAAAGAGAGCCAGAGUCUCCUUUUGUACGGCCCAGUUGAUUUCCUUCAUUUCCUGGUUCAAUGUUGCAAGCAAUAGCCUCAAGUUUUUUAUAUGUUUACUUUAAAUGGAAACCAAUCUCUUUGUAUAAAAAUAGAAAAAUUAAAAAAAAAUGUUCUAGUAAAAAAGGGUCCAUGGAAGAAGUAGAAAAAAAAACUAUAUUAAUUUUACGAAGUGUUUUGUCACAGGUUAGAUUUCAGAAUAAAAACAACCUGUUUUUAAAAAUUGCAUUUUUUUCAGUGUAGGUGCUUACAGAAAUUUAAACAAAAUGCAAACUGUGAAGAAAUUUUUGUUGCUUUGUUGAUUAUAUUGUACUUUUUCGUUGUUACUACUGGAUCCCUUUCCUUCCUUUCCUUAACAGGAUAAAUGGGUUGAAUGCCCACUUUUUGAAAGAAAUAUAACGAAUGAUGUUAUCUCUGUAAAAAUGCUUGUGCUCUACACAAGUGUCUGAACUUUUUUGCACAUUUGAAAAAUAAAAACCAUGCCAUUUUAUGAUACAGAAAACAAGCAAACCAAAAGCAGACAUAACUAUGGGAUUGCGUGAAUUUUCAGGGCUGUAUGGCCAUGUUCCAGAAGCAUUUUCUCCUGAUGUUUCCCCCAUAUCUAUGGCAGGCAUCCUGACGUGUUUGGUGAAACGUCAGGAGAGAAUGCUUCUGGAACAUGGCCAUACAGCCUGGAAAACACAGUAACCCAAUGAUUCUGGCCAUGAAAGCCUUCAACAACAGACAUACUAAGUUUGUGGAAGCCUGUGAGCUCUAUUCUGUGCAAGAAUGGCUAAAGCAGAUGAUAUUGACCACAUUGUGUUGGCUUUAUUUUACGUGCACUAAUGGAGUGAACCAUGAAAAGUCCAUGCCAGCAGGAAGUUCUCCUGCACAUGCUCCCCAAUCUACCCAUACUGUUAAUAACUAGCUCCCAGUCAUUUCAUUGGAGGACAUGUCCAGAAUGAAUGUCCUCACAUAUGCUCCUGAACCUUCUUCAUUAGAUUCAGUUGUAUCUCGCACAGGAGACUUGCCCAUAUACAUUCCUUUAUCUGAUCUCAUUUAGCCUUAAAAUCCCAUUUCAUCAGAUGUUUACUUGAGUGAAAGGUUGAACAGUUGCAUGGAGUAUUUUCCAUGUGAAGGUACACCCACAUGGCUUCAAUUUUAGGGAGCAGGAAUAGGCCCCCAUAUGGUUUGUCUUACCUAUAGUCAGGGGUUUGGAAUCAAUGAAGAGGCAUGUCCACAAACCCAUCAUCAUUGGUCUUGUCAUUGCUUGCAGAAAGAAACACUAAAAAUUGCUUUUUAAACCAGUCAACUACUUAUUUCCUUGUCAAUAAUAGUGGCUAUAUGAGAAUCAUAAAAUGGUUGGUUCUUAACCUCAUAUGAAUUAGUAUUAUUCCUCUUUAGAUCCAUAUGAAUUAGUGUUAUCCCUCUUUGGAUCUCACCAAAGAUGGGCAAGUUGGCUGUUGGCACAAAGGUUUCCCUGCUGCCUUGAAAAUGUUAAUUUUUGUACCCCAAUUUCCAGGUCUAAAACCCCCUCCCCAUCCCAGCUGUGUUGGGGAUGGACGGACUCUGCAAUUCGUGGUACACAAAAGUAGCAUUUACAACUUCUGGGCUACAUGACUGUGUCAUCUCCAUGCUAGCCACAAAUCCUAAAGUUGUGUAAGGAACUUUCAUUUCCCUAAGGUCCCAUUUACACUGCCAUAUUGUCCAGUUUCUGAUGCCAGGCUUUGAUCUGGAUUAUAUGGCAAUGUAUAUCCAGCCCAAGAUGUUUCCUUUUUUGUUUCUACAGUGUAGAGGGAACUGCUGAUGGGGUGUGUCCUAGAUGUAUUUAGGUCCAGAGCAUUAAAAUAUUAUUGGAUGGCUAUGCCCUGACAAUACUAAUUGCCUUAAAGGGGCAGGGCACUGAUGAGGUUGGAUUGCUAAUAAUUAAGCAUUUUCUGCUACUUUUCUAACAUAUGCUACGUAACAUGGAGAUUUUGCUCACUGCUUACAACAGUUCAGUCCUUUUUCUUGUCGUUGUGCCAAUAUCUCAAAACUCAAGUUUUGGGUCCCCAUCCUAUCCAGCCUUCACCGUUUCCUUUUUUUUCUUGAAUGGAAUAUUUUGAAAUAAGAGGAGUAAGAGAGUGAAGAAGGAGUCGGUUUUGAUAGAAACAAAUGGCAGCCCCACUAUCAAAUAUAUAGAUAUAGUUUUUACAACAACUUGUUUUGUCAAGACUUUGUGAAACAGUAUUUGGGUUGACUUUUCUACCAAGAGACUUUACGUUCCGUAUUAUGGGAUAUGGAGAUCAAGGAAGAGGAAGGUUUGCAUUAUGUAAAAUUCUCAAUGCAUCUACUAUAAUUUUGUGAGGUUUAUUAAACAACUUUAAAGAUUGUAUAGUCUAUUUAUUGUAUGUAUGUACAUACAGUCUGAUACUUAAAAUUUCAAGUGGAUUCCAUAGAACCUGGCUCAGUCUUGUUUAGACUCUUGGAUAUCGUUUUAGCCUUGUGCACUGGAUUCUACCUCUGUAUAGGAGAAUUUUCCAUAUUCUUCAAUUAGUACUGAUUCUGUGAUUUAACUUGGUUAUGUUUCUUGCACUAAAAAUUAAAAAAGAGAAAUCUACUGUUAAA